Messenger RNA from Labrus bergylta (ballan wrasse), 2316 nucleotides. Its product is annotated as Na(+)/citrate cotransporter-like. The record is from RefSeq and is a predicted model, not a curated record. Gene Ontology annotation, cellular component: membrane. Gene Ontology annotation, molecular function: citrate transmembrane transporter activity; sodium:dicarboxylate symporter activity; succinate transmembrane transporter activity. Lineage: Eukaryota; Metazoa; Chordata; Actinopteri; Labriformes; Labridae. Gene Ontology annotation, biological process: citrate transport; transmembrane transport.
GCAGCAGAAAGUGAAAAGAGUCUCACUGAUACAGCUCCUCUCUGACUUUUACACUUCAUCAUCAUCGUCUUCUUCGUAGUCGACCAUGUCGGUUCUUCCUCUGCGGGUGAAAAUGCUGCGGCGGGUCUGGAGGUUGAAGGGGGUCUUCAUCCUGGUCUGCAGCCCGUUUAUCCUGCUGCCGCUCGCCCUCAGCACCACGGAGGCGGCCUGUGCUUAUGUCAUAGGCCUCAUGGCGGUGUACUGGUGCACAGAGGUGCUGCCUCUGGCGGUGACAGCGCUCCUGCCGACCAUCCUGUUCCCCGUCCUCGGCAUCAUGCAGUCCAAAGACGUGUGCAUGCAGUACCUGAAGGACACCAACAUGCUGUUCGUGGGUGGGCUGAUGGUGGCCGUGGCAGUGGAGCACUGGAACCUCCACAAACGCAUCGCGCUCAGAGUCCUCCUGCUGGUCGGUGUUCGACCUGCCCUUUUGAUGUUGGGCUUCAUGGGAGUCACAGCCUUCCUGUCCAUGUGGAUCAGCAAUACAGCCACCACAGCAAUGAUGGUCCCCAUCGUCCAGGCUGUUCUGGACCAGCUCAACGGCAAAGUGGAGCCCGAACCUUCCUCCACAGGACAACGAGGCAUUGUUGUUCUACACCAGGAACGUCAGGAGAACACCAGCAGCAUCCUGCAAAAUAAUGGUCUGAAUGGGCGGACUCCAUCACAAGGCAACUCAGAGAAAACCAGCAGCCUACAGGAAGUGACCCCUGAGCAGAAAGAGUCUUCAGAGGGUCAGACGGAAAGACAGGAGAUCCUCAAACCGAUUCCAGAGGACAAGCCUCCAUCAGACUGCACCGACAGCGGGCCUGUGGAGACGGUCCGCUGUCAGAUGGUGUUGGAGGAGCUGAGCGACGAUGAAGAUGAGAGGAAGACGAUGAGUAAAGGACUCCUGCUGUGUGUGUGCUACGCUGCAAGCAUCGGAGGCAUCGCUACUCUGACCGGAACUGGACCAAACCUGGUUCUGAUUGGACAGAUGAGCCAACUCUUUCCUCAGAACGGUGAUGUAAUCAACUUUGCAUCCUGGUUCGCGUUCGCCUUUCCCACCAUGAUACUGACCCUUACACUGGCCUGGUUCUGGCUGCAGUUCCUCUACAUCGGCUGCAACCUGCGGAGGACGUGGGGAUGCGGGGCGGUGAAGUCAGAGAAGGAGCUAGCAGCGUACGAGGUGAUAAGAGGCGAAUAUCUACGCCUGGGGAAGAUGAGUUAUGGGGAGAAAAAUGUUCUGGCUCUCUUCCUUCUUAUGGUGGUGCUGUGGUUCACACGAGAUCCCCGCUUCAUGGACGGCUGGGCCACGCACAUCUUCAACUCCAGGGCCGAGUUCGUCACUGAUGCGACCGUCUCUCUGUUUGUUGCUGUUUUGUUGUUUGUUCUUCCCUCUGAGCCGCCGUCCUUCCUCUGCUGCAGGAAGAGCUCUGACACAGAGUCUCAGGUGUCGAGAGGCCCCACCCCUUCUCUGCUGACCUGGCAGGUGACUCAGAAGAAAAUGCCCUGGAACAUCGUACUGCUGCUGGGAGGAGGCUUCGCCCUCGCCAAAGGCAGUGAGGAGUCCGGUCUGUCCCGUUGGCUCGGCAAUCAAAUGACGCCGCUCCACUCGAUCCCUCCCUGGGCGAUAGCCGUCGUCCUCUGCCUCCUCAUCGCCACCUUCACGGAGUGUGCCAGCAAUGUUGCCACGGCAACCCUGUUCAUGCCCAUCCUGGCUUCCAUGUCCCAGUCCAUAAGUCUGAACCCUCUGUACGUGAUGAUCCCGUGCACGCUCAGUGCCUCCUUCGCCUUCAUGCUGCCAGUGGCCACGCCCCCAAAUGCCAUCGUCUUCUCCUACGGUUUACUUAAAGUGUCCGACAUGGCUCGGGCAGGCGUGGUCAUGAACAUCAUCGGGAUCAGCUGCAUCACACUCGCCAUCAACAGCUGGGGUCGCGUCAUGUUCAACCUGGACUCGUUCCCAUCAUGGGCAAACGCCACAGCGCCUGUUUGAGUGCGAUAACUCCUUCUUAUCUUACUCGGUAAACACCUUAAGGCGUCAUCAAUGAACUCCAACCAGGAAAUUGUAGGCUAGUUUUCGUUCAGGAGCUUCAGACUUCAAAAACAUUGUUGUCAUGUUCGGAUCCUCUCUCCUCGAAUGCAAAGUUUGUUUGAAAACUUCGGCUUUAAGCUCCAAACAAAGACAUUCAAUCAUGAAUUCCUGUAAGCUUACCUCUCAUUUAUGGGUUAGGGUCCUUACUUUAUUUCAAAAUAAAAGCACACAGCAAGUAAAGUACUCUCAGCUUAGGACACUACAAACAU